Lodderomyces elongisporus is the source of this 540-nucleotide messenger RNA. Its product is annotated as Protein vip1. Gene Ontology annotation, molecular function: RNA binding. The record is from RefSeq and is a predicted model, not a curated record. The coding region runs from base 1 to 540 and encodes 179 amino acids. Lineage: Eukaryota; Fungi; Ascomycota; Pichiomycetes; Serinales; Debaryomycetaceae. The transcript has a single exon.
AUGUCUUCAGUUAUUGCAUCAGAUAUCCCAUCAACCACUACCCCAGCUCAAGUGCGUAAGUUCUUUUCGUUUGCAGGUAAAAUUACAAACUUGAUUCCGUUGGGAGAUGAUGGUAAGGUUAAGAAAUACGAAAUAGUUUUUGCUUCACCCAAGGCAGUAUCUACUGCAUUGUUGUUGAACGAUGCCGAACUCGAUAACCAGUUCAUUAGAGUUGAUGAGAUCAAGGAGAUCACCGAUGGUGGUGAAAAGGGCAAAGCACCACAACAAGACGGCACCGGUGAAGAUUUUGACGAUACCAAGGUUACUGGUGACAAACAUUAUGACUCAACAACACAAGAAGAGAAACCAAAGUAUGGUGUCUUUGCUCAAUUGUUGGCAGAUGGCUACUUGCUCAAGGAAGAUUUGAUUAAGAAAGCUACAGAGUUUGACAAACAAUAUGGUGUCAGCGAAGGCUGGGAUAAAUUAAUUGAUGACGUUGACAAGGUUCAACAAGAAGCCAAGAGAUUGGCUGGAUUGAAGAAGUCAGGCAAAGUCAAUUAA